CCGGGGGCUGACUAUCACCUGCUGGAGCCCCGCACCGACCUGCUCAGCCGGCUGGGCUUCAAGAGCAAACACAACAGGCGCGCGCGCCUGGGAGCAGCGGCCGCUUGGGAGCAGCGCGGGUUUGGAAGGAGCUCGGCGAGCGGCCUGCAGGCUGCUGCGGCCGGCCGCGGCGUCUGCUUAGCGCGCCGCUUGCUUGGCGCGCCAGGACCGUCUGAAAGGGGCAGGGCGCCGUUGCUUGACAGCUGA
Messenger RNA from Monoraphidium neglectum, 246 nucleotides. RefSeq lists its product as hypothetical. The annotation marks the transcript as partial. NCBI's taxonomy places the organism in Eukaryota, Viridiplantae, Chlorophyta, Chlorophyceae, Sphaeropleales, Selenastraceae. The transcript has a single exon. The record is from RefSeq and is a predicted model, not a curated record.